ACUGCAAUUGGAUCAAAACCGUGAGACUUAUAAGUUAUAACUAGGGUUUUCUGCUCAUUCGGAAUUUCACUGCAAAACCCUAAAUCACAAUGGUCGGCGGCUUCGAGGUGGGUGCUGUUCCCUUCAACCCCGACGGAUGGGGGCCGCCGGAAUCAGCCUCUCCUCAUCUUCCCAACCACCCCAUCAACGUCCCCUUUGCCCCCUUCUCCCGCUCGGAUAAGCUUGGCCGCAUCGCUGACUGGACUCGCACCUACAACAACCCAUCUCGCAAUCCUCUCCGCAACCCCUCCGAUUCCGUUUUCGACUUCACUGGCGAUGAUUCUUUCGGCGCGGGCAUCGCGGCUGACGAGGACUCCUCCUUCCGCCUCGUCGACGGAAAGCCUCCUCCGCGCCCCAAGUUCGGCCCCAAGUGGCGCUUCCAGCAGCAGCGACAGCUUCCCCAGCGUCGCGACGAGGAAGUUGAGGCACGGAAGCGCGAAGCCGAGAAGGAGCGGGCUCGCCGGGACCGCCUCUAUAACCUCAACCGCUCUGGGGGUAACAACCAGCGACGCGAAGCGGCGGUAUUCAAAUCGUCGGUGGAUAUUCAGCCUGAAUGGAACAUGCUGGAUCAGAUCCCUUUUUCGACCUUUUCGAAGCUCUCGUUCUCUGUGCCUGAGCCGGAGGAUCUUCUUCUCUGUGGAGCAUUGGAGUUCUAUGAUCGAUCUUACGAUCGUGUUACUCCGAAAAAUGAGCGCCGGCUUGAGCGUUUCAAGAACCGGAAUUUCUUCAAGGUUACCACCACUGAUGAUCCGGUGAUUCGCCGACUUGCCAAUGAGGAUAAAGCAACCGUCUUUGCCACUGAUUCAAUACUUUCAACCUUAAUGUGCGCCCCCAGAUCGGUUUAUUCUUGGGAUAUUGUGAUUCAGCGAGUUGGGAAUAAGUUGUUCUUUGACAAGAGAGACGGGUCCCAGCUCGAUUUGCUUUCCGUACACGAGACCUCUCAGGAGCCCCUACCGGAGGCCAAGGAAGAUAUCAAUUCUGCUUAUUCUCUGAGUGUGGAGGCUGCAUAUAUUAAUCAGAAUUUCUCGCAGCAGGUUUUGAUUAGAGAUGGGAAUAAGGUGACUUUCGAAGAACCAAACCCGUUUGCUAAUGAGGGUGAAGAGGUUGCUUCGGUUGCCUAUAGGUAUAGGCGGUGGAAGCUUGAUGAUGAUAUGUAUCUUGUUGCUCGGUGUGAGGUUCAGAGUGUUGUUGAGGUUAAUAAGCAGAGGUCAUUCUUAACCCUGAAUGCUCUUAAUGAAUUUGAUCCCAAGUAUUCCGGUGUUGAUUGGAGGCAGAAGUUGGAGACCCAGAGGGGUGCUGUUUUGGCUACUGAGUUGAAGAACAACGCCAAUAAGUUGGCUAAGUGGACUGCACAAGCGCUGUUGGCAAGUGCGGAUUUGAUGAAGUUGGGGUAUGUGUCCAGGGUUCACCCCCGUGAUCAUUUUAACCAUGUGAUACUGGCUGUUGUUGGAUAUAAGCCUAGGGAGUUUGCAGCCCAAAUUAACUUGAAUACUACAAAUAUGUGGGGCAUAAUAAAGUCUAUUGUAGACUUGUGCAUGAAAUUGAACGAGGGGAAAUAUGUUCUAGUGAAGGAUCCAUCCAAGCCACAAGUGAGGAUUUACGAGGUUCCUGCUGAUGCAUUCGAGAAUGAUUAUGUGGAAGAGCCCUUGCCAGAGGAUGAACAAGUGCAACCUCCUGCGGAGGAGGCAAAUGGUGGGGAGGCAAAUGCAGCCAUUACUGAUGUUGAAGAGAAGGAAGUUACUGCUGAAGCUUAAAGGGAUAUGGAUUGAAAAAGAGCUAGCUAUGGAGGGAGACAUUUAAAACUCAAGUUCCCUGUUGAGGAGUGCUAAAUUUAAUCUGAAAUUUUGUUUUAAGCUAUUGUCUUAUUUCAACAAGCACCAUUUUCUCCUUGCAGUUUUACUUGGAUGGUGGAGGAUGAUUGUUGAGAAUUAGAUUGGAGAAUUUUGUUUUAACAAUCCAUUAAAGUUUAAUUUUGAUUUUAUGAGGACUUGCAAGUUUA
Messenger RNA from Vitis vinifera (wine grape), 2038 nucleotides. Its product is annotated as eukaryotic translation initiation factor 3 subunit D. The transcript is spliced from 2 exons. Bases 90 to 1793 code for a protein of 567 amino acids. Gene Ontology annotation, molecular function: translation initiation factor activity. The record is from RefSeq and is a predicted model, not a curated record. NCBI's taxonomy places the organism in Eukaryota, Viridiplantae, Streptophyta, Magnoliopsida, Vitales, Vitaceae. Gene Ontology annotation, cellular component: eukaryotic translation initiation factor 3 complex; cytoplasm. Gene Ontology annotation, biological process: translational initiation.